Pelagomonas calceolata is the source of this 1715-nucleotide messenger RNA. The record is from the annotation of a GenBank genome assembly. Lineage: Eukaryota; Pelagophyceae; Pelagomonadales; Pelagomonadaceae.
ACACAUCUGAACGCACUGCCGGUGCGCUUGCCAUUACACCUGCAGCAAUCUGGAAAAAUGCAGGCUUGUUGUAGCUUGAUUUAGGUCUUCAAGCUGCACCCUAAGUACGAGCGACGAAAGACGCGUUCGUUUGGAGAUAGGGUGUGACGUCGAGCUGAGGGAGGUCCUCGUUUAGCGCGAGCAACAGCCGCCGCGCGUCUCCAGGCGGCCUCGGAGCUGCGAAACCCCUCCAGGAGGGCGCACGCGAAGCGUCGCGUCGACUAGGGGUGACGCGCGGCUCCGCGCCGACGACGAGCGCCAUGGCAGCGCCCGUGGAGCGCGUCCCGAGCGACGACUGGGGCUGGCACGCCUCACCCGAUGAAAGUGAUGACGAUUCACCACAAAUGAGCUCUUCUUCAUCCGACGACCAGGGCAACUCGAGCGACACGGCCGCGACGAGAGGCACGAGUACCUCAUCGAGUACAGCUGGUUUAGCAGAACUGAACUCCUGGCUUUAUGAUUCGUGCGAGAUGGGUGUCGCGGCCUGGAUGCGCGCGGGAGCUUCCGAGACGCAAGGCCGCCGAAGGUGCUAUUUUACGACUGGAGAUGACGUGCGCGUCGGGCCGCCGUCGUCGGAAAGGCAGCCGCGGCGCCAGGCGUCGCCCGCGCCCGCGCCGGCGCCGUCGUCGUCGUCUGAUGACGAGGGUGGUUAUCGGCCGCGGCCGGCGCGGACGCGAGAUGCGUCUCAUCGUCGAAGACGGCCCGGUCGCAGCCUGCCGCAGCAGCUCUGGUGCGUGACGCCCUUUGAGAAGCGGAAGGUGGAUGCCUGGACCUUUCUGGAAACUGCUUUGACGCCUCGGUUGUGCCCUCGAGUGUUUAGUAGAGAGUUCGUCGAUAGACGCACUAGAGUGAACGGCGUGAUAGUAGGAUGUUCGUUAGGCUCAAUAAGGGUCGUGCGCAACGCUUUGACAGGAUGGCGGCGAGCCGAAUACCUGCUCAUGGUGUCGGUCGGCGACAGAUGCAGGAGGUCGUGGCGAAGUCACAAUGACUUCGCGACGCACGCGCGAAGGUUUGCCAACAGAGGCUCCUUUGCCGCCCCCCAGACCAGAGCAGCGUGGACGGUCGCGGAGUGCGAACGGCGGUGGCUCCCUUGCGUGGAGGACUAUCCGUAUAUUGCCUCUCGACAUGCUGCUUAUGAAGCCGUUCUACGAGAAGUCUUAUUCCACGCGGAGGGUCCUGAUGAGCUACUCCAGUUAGCCGGGGCGUCGUCCGUCGAAUUGCCCGCUCGAGGUUCGCCGGAACAGUCGUCUGGUGAUGAAGAGGAGUUGCUCUUUGGCGUCGAGGUGUCCUCUUCUGAUUUAGAGUCGCAGAGCGAGGAACCGACGGUGGUCGAUCGGGUCAAGAACUUAUUUCUCGGUUCCUCAGGACCACCGGUUGCCGACGCUUUGCCUCGCCAGCGGUCGCGGACGCCGUUCCCGUCGAUGUCUUGUCUGACCGACGGGUGUGGUGUUUCGAUGGACCGGGGGCGCUCGACCGAAGGUUCUACCUCUCAGACGCCUCUCCAAGCCGCACUAGCUCGGAACCACCGGUCGAAGCACUUCUUAUCUGCGGUGGACGUGCAUACCACAGUCAUCAGCCCGCCGCGCGUCAAGACCGAGUCUUCGGUCACCUCUGCUCUGAGUGGCCACGGUUCGUCCCCGGGAAACAGGACCCGCGCGCCAUCCAUUGACGUGUAA